UCUGCCCAGCACUCAAGCUGGGCAUUUGAUAAAGCCUUUUACCUCCAGCCCUAUCUGCUCUUAGGAGUGAAGGAUACAGGAAAAGGAUCCUGGGAUUAAGUAAUCUUUUUUGGUCAUAUGCUGAGGAGUUGUUAACACCCUGCACAUUCCACCUUGCCAUGGUGUUGUACCAGUGCAGCCCUGAUCUUCUGUGUAGUGGGUGAUGACAUCAAGCAUCAGAAGACUUUCACAGGAUGUUUGUAAUAGACAACUAUCCCUUCAGUGUCAAUUGCUCAUCCUAAGGCAGUCCAGAUAUUUGAACACAGUACGUGAAGGAAUGUACAAAGACAGGAAAAACAACAGUUGAAAGAAAUCAACAAACCUCCUUUAUGCUAAGCACUGUCAGGGAGAGGUCUUCUGAUUUGAAAUGUCACCAAUAACUCUUUUGCUUUUAUUUUAUUCUUUUCUCCAAAAAGAGGUCCUAAUAUAUGCAUGACUGUCAAUGGCAGGAUACCAGCUCUGGUCACCGUGGACCCCACUGGACGAGAGCUUCCAAUGGCUGCGGCACACAACACCUACAUCUUCUUCAAAGCACCCUUUUAGGGCUUCCCCCUGCUUCCCACAUACCCCUUCUGACCUUGAAGUGCAGCUGUGCUUUCAAGAGGUCACUCUAGUUCUAGACAGCCCAUUCCUGGAGCCUGCGGUGAGUCCCAAGUUACCCUGCCACACAUCAGAGCUCCAAACCAUGAACAACAAGAAAGGGCUGGUCAGGAAGCCCCAGCCUGUCCGCCUCAGUGGAGUGGAUUCCGUGUUUGGCAGGGUCAUCACAGCUCAGCCACCAAAAUGGACCGGAACCUUCAGAGUUUCAGACAAAUCAGCCUUUUGCAAAAUCAUCAGCCGGGAGCACCAGUGGCCCACUGGACUUAAGGAACCUCAGAUUCAGAUGACAGUGACCAUGUGCAAACAGAUGCUGCGCUCUAUCCUCUUACUGUAUGCAACAUACAAGAAGUGCACUUUUGCCUUACAACACUCCAAGUAAAGGGUUCCCAUCUGAUUCCUGUUCCUUA
Leopardus geoffroyi (Geoffroy's cat) is the source of this 1046-nucleotide messenger RNA. RefSeq names its product FANCD2 opposite strand (gene FANCD2OS). NCBI's taxonomy places the organism in Eukaryota, Metazoa, Chordata, Mammalia, Carnivora, Felidae. The record is from RefSeq and is a predicted model, not a curated record. The coding region runs from base 482 to 1018 and encodes 178 amino acids. The transcript has 2 exons.